AUGCAUUUCUCACUUUUCGUUGCAUACGGUCUCUUGACUGGAGUGAUUGCCGCUCCAGCUCCUCAGAAAAGACAUGUUGUUCAUGAGCGAAGAGAUCAAGCACCUCGCAAUUGGCGUAGAGAGAAUCCAUUGCACCCGGAUUCAAGCCUCCCAAUGCGAUUUGCCAUCACCCAAAACAACUUGCACAAUGCCGAAGCAUACUUGAUGGAUGUCUCCGACCCAUCUUCUCCAAACUUUGGCAAUCAUUGGAGUGCGAAGAAGGUCGCUGAAACCUUUGCCCCAAGUGCUGAAUCGCUUAGAGCAGUAACUCAAUGGCUUGCAGAGUAUGGAAUCAAAAGCGACCGCGUGAAGCAGUCGCAAAGUCUCAAUUGGAUUCAUGCCAAUGUUACUGUUGCAGAAGCAGAGUCUCUUCUCAACACCAAGUACUACUCUUAUACACAUGCGGAAAGUGGCCAAACCGCCGCUGCUUGUGAUGACUACAGCGUUCCUGAAAACGUUCGCAAACACAUUGAUUUUAUUACACCAACACUGCACUUCGAUGCAAAGGUUGUACCUCAAAAGGAGAAGCGAGAUUUGAGUACUCGUCAGAAAGGUCAGCUUGCCAGAAGAGCAAUUGGUGAGGGCCACAGAGUGGGAUCACCAAAUGAUCCAUCAUUACCCAAGCAAGGCAAAAUUGUUUCCACUACAUCACACGCUAAACUACAAGCUUCGGCGUUGACAACUUGUAAUACACACAUCACACCCGAUUGUCUUCAAGCUUUGUAUGAGCUUCCAAAAGAUGCUCCUUUUGCGGAAGGAAAUUCAUAUGGUAUUGUCGAAUAUACGCCACAGGCAUAUCUUCCUCGGGAUUUGGAUCUGUUCUUUGGUAACUUCUCUCCUGCACUUGUCGGGUCUAGACCUGUCUUCGAUUCCAUAGAUGGAGGUGUUCUUCAGACAAUUGUUGAGUCCUUCAGCUAUAACGGAGAAUCAGACUUGGAUUUCGAAUACGGGAUGGCACUUGCAUACCCUCAAGAGGUAACAUUAUAUCAAACUGGAGACAUUGCGCAGGGAGCUUCAUUCAACAACUUCCUUGAUGCUAUCGAUGGCGACUAUUGUACAACAGAUGGCGGUGAUGAUCCAGAUUACGAUGCCGUCUACCCUGAUCCAUACGGUAACACCAGCUACUAUUACCAAGGACCUGCGAACUGUGGUGGAUUCGCUGCUACCAACGUUAUUUCUACAUCCUAUGGUUAUGACGAGACUGGUCUUUCCCCCGCCUAUGAGAUUCGUCAAUGCAAUGAAUAUCUUAAGCUAGGUCUUCAAGGUGUCACCGUCUUGUAUUCUUCUGGUGAUUACGGUGUUGCGGGCAAUGGAGGCGCAUGUGGCGCUGGCAACACAUUCAACCCUUCGUUCCCUGCCUCAUGUCCAUAUGUUACAGCUGUCGGAGCUACCCAAGUCAAGCCAAACGCUACUGUUACUCAACCAGAAGAGGCUGCUGAGUCCGUCAUCUAUUCUGGUGGAGGAUUCUCCAACGUCUUCUCAACUCCCGACUACCAAACUGAUGCCUUAGCAACCUACUUUGCCGAGCAUCUCCCACCUUACACAUCCGCCCAAUACAACAACUCCCAAGUGACCCGCGGCUUCCCAGACAUCUCCGCCAACGGCGUAAACUACGUUGUUGCUGUCGACGGCGUGUUCUCUCUCGUCUACGGCACCUCUGCUUCUGCUCCCGUGGUUGGCGCCAUCUUUACCUUAAUCAACGCUGAGCGUAUCAAUGCUGGAAAAGCGCCUAUUGGCUUCGUCAACCCGGUUUUGUAUGCUAAUCCAGGUGUAUUGAAUGAUAUCACUAGUGGAGGCAACCAAGGUUGCGACACUGCUGGAUUCACGGCAGUGGAGGGAUGGGAUCCCGUUACUGGUCUCGGAACACCCAACUACCCCAAACUUCUUAAACUCUACCUCUCACUUCCUUAG
Molecule: messenger RNA, 1950 nt
Organism: Botrytis byssoidea
Lineage: Eukaryota; Fungi; Ascomycota; Leotiomycetes; Helotiales; Sclerotiniaceae
Exons: 9
Coding region: 1-1950 (649 amino acids)
Biological process (GO): proteolysis
Molecular function (GO): serine-type endopeptidase activity; tripeptidyl-peptidase activity
Source: RefSeq, a predicted model, not a curated record